Messenger RNA from Magnolia sinica, 1523 nucleotides. RefSeq names its product putative casein kinase II subunit beta-4. Lineage: Eukaryota; Viridiplantae; Streptophyta; Magnoliopsida; Magnoliales; Magnoliaceae. The coding region runs from base 194 to 1060 and encodes 288 amino acids. The transcript has 5 exons. Gene Ontology annotation, cellular component: protein kinase CK2 complex; cytoplasm. The record is from RefSeq and is a predicted model, not a curated record. Gene Ontology annotation, molecular function: protein kinase regulator activity.
AAACCAACAAAUGUAAAAUAAAGACGAUAAAAUAAAAAUAAAAAAAACUGAAAAACGAAGCCAGGGCGCGCUCUCUCUCUCUCUCUCUCUCUCUCUCUCUCUCGAUCGAGGGAUUUGGGAUUUUGGAGGCAUGGAUUUGGUAGUUUAACGAAGAGAGAGCAGGAGAGAGAGUGCUAUCUUCGCAUUAAUAGCAAUGUUGAAAAAUGGAGCUUCGUCUCGAGGCAUACCCACCAGAUCUAACCCUAAUCCUAACCCUAACCCUAACCCUAACCCCAACCCUAACCCUCUAUGGGAUUCUAAUUCUAAACCAUUGAAGAACACCUCAUCGAUCACGCCCGUUGAUCCUCGAUCGAACGCCGCCACAAAGAAGCGGUCCGAUAGCUCCUCUGCUUCGGCACUGAAGAGCAAGGAGGCAAAGCUCAACGCACAAUCUCCGCCAGAUACAGGAAGCGAGGAAACAGAUCUUAGCAGUUCUGAAGGAGAUGAUUCAUCGUGGAUCUCCUGGUUUUGUGGGUUGAGAGGAAAUGAGCUCCUUUGUGAAGUUGAUGAGGAUUAUAUACAGGAUGAUUUUAAUUUGUGUGGACUUCAAGCACUGGUUCCCUAUUAUGAUUAUGCCCUGGAUAUGAUCUUGGAUAAUGACUCUUUGAGUGGUGAGAUGGAUGGUGAGGAACACAGUGAAAUUGAAUCUGCAGCAGAGUUGUUAUAUGGUCUUAUACAUGCCCGGUAUAUCAUAACCAGCAAAGGAUUAAAUGCAAUGCAUGAGAAGUAUAAGAGAGUGGAUUUCGGAAGAUGCCCUCGAGUAUUUUGCGGAGGGCAGCCAUGCUUGCCUGUGGGUUCGUCUGACAUCCCUCGAAAUGGUUCUGUAAAGAUCUACUGUCCAAAAUGUGAAGACAUAUACAUUCCAAGGUGCAAAUACCAGUGCAAUAUGGAUGGUGCUUAUAUUGGAACAACAUUCCCACAUCUAUACUUGAUGACAUACCCUUCUGCAAACCCUGCGAAGCCAGUCCAAACUUACGUGCCUAGGGUUUUUGGAUUCAAGCUGCACAAGGGUUCCAGAUGACCCAGAUGAUGGUUUCCUGCUAAACUCGUACCUUUCUCAGAGGCUGCCGUGAAGACCUCAGCCCAGAAUAGAAUACCAUUUGGGGAGGAGAUUAAUAUAGCUGCCUUUGUGGGAUUACUGAUCCUGUACCAAUAGGAGCUGGUUAGAAACGCCUCUGCACAGUGGUGUGAUUCGUUCCGGCAUGUACAAUGAUCAGUGGUCUAGUAGCAUCUUAAGACCCUUUUGCCUGGAUGAUCUUCCUUAUUUAAUUGAUGUUUCACAUAAUAUCUGUGAAGUGAAUGCACACAAAUUAUAUAUUCGCCGGUCAUUCAUAAAUCAUGAUCGGCCAUGACAAAUUGAACUAUUACUAGCAUUGAUUAGAUGCACUUGUUAAGUUAUUACACUAUGCUGUUGUAAAAAUUGGUAUUGGUUUCCAGUUACUGAACAUAUGGGAAUGCUGGGCAUCUCAAUACCCUUUAUAUCA